CCCUCUGCCGCGCAGGAGGGGCGGGACCCGGGGCAGUUUGAAAGUCGGGCGCGCACCGAAGGGCGGCGGUUCGGCAGCGGCUGGGAUGUCGGUGUUAAGGCCGCUAGACAAGCUGCCCGGCCUGAACACGGCCACCGUCUUGCUGGUGGGCGCGGACGAUGCUCUUCUGCAGCGGCUGGCCGACUCCAUGCUCAAGACGGACUGCGCCUCGGAGCUGCGGGUCCACCUUGCAAGGUCCCUCCCUCUGCCCUCCAACGUGAAUCGGCCCCGGGUGGACCUGCUCGUAUUUGUGAUUAAUCUUCACAGCAAAUACAGCCUGCAGAGCGUGGAGAAGUCCCUGCACCACGUGGACGCCAGCUUCUUCCUAGGGAAGGCGUGCUUCCUGGCCACAGGCGGUGGAAGGCUCCCGAGCCGCCAUGGCGCAGCGCCUGGCACGCAUGCUGCAGAUCUCUGCUGGCCACGUGCCCGGCGUCUCGGCCAUGAGCCUGCUGUCCCUGCUCAGGAGCUCCGAGAGCCCCUCCCUGGAAGACCUGUGAGGGCCUCUGGGCCUGGGGCUGCCCCCCACCCUCAACAGCCUAAUGCCAGCUCCGGGAACAGUCGUGGUUGGGGAAGAGGGUCCUGCCUGGGCCACGGUGAGCUGGGCAGGCACAGAGAGGGCCCAGCUGCUGAUCGGCCCCACUCCCGCGCUCCCCCAGCAGAGCCUGGGUCUCAUUGUCUGACAUGAUGCGUCUUCACUGAAGAGUCUGUUUGAACAAAGCGUCCGUGGCCAAAACCAGUCUGAAACCCACGGGUGUCACCCAGCACCGUGCCUUUACCGGUGAGGAGCUCAGCCCCGCCCUGCAGAGUCUGCUGGUGGCCUCCUCGGUGUGAAUGGAGAUGGCUCUGCUCACUUCGUGACGUGGGACAUUCUUGGAUUUUUGAACUUUUUAAAAUUUAUUUUGAGAGACAGAAAGCGUGAGCUCCCAUCUGCUGGUCAACUUCCCAGAUGCCCACAGUGGCCUGGCCAGGUCAGAGCCAGGGAUUCAUCCAGGUCUGCCCUGUGAGUGGCAGGAACCUAAUAAGUGGGGUCAGAGGCCAGAGCCAGGUGUUAAACCCAGGUUAAACUGAUCUGGGACGCAGGCGACUGAACCGGCGUCCUAACCUCUGCACUAAACGCCCGCCUCUCGCCGCAGAUUGCGUGAAGUGAGGGUGAAGUGAGACGAUGACACCCCAGCUUGCUGGAUGAUAUGUUUUGUCAUGCACCGUGUUAACAAUGUCCUGUGCUGUGCCAGCCAAGCAAUCAGUGGAUAGUAGCUAUUAUGUGAGAUGAUGCAAAGCUCGGUUCAAAACAGGAGCAAAUCGGGAGUUACA
Messenger RNA from Oryctolagus cuniculus (rabbit), 1350 nucleotides. It is a transcript of the gene CENPM, whose product is annotated as centromere protein M. NCBI's taxonomy places the organism in Eukaryota, Metazoa, Chordata, Mammalia, Lagomorpha, Leporidae. The record is from RefSeq and is a predicted model, not a curated record.